Hydractinia symbiolongicarpus is the source of this 2427-nucleotide messenger RNA. RefSeq lists its product as uncharacterized. The record is from RefSeq and is a predicted model, not a curated record. Lineage: Eukaryota; Metazoa; Cnidaria; Hydrozoa; Anthoathecata; Hydractiniidae. The transcript has 2 exons. The coding region runs from base 1152 to 2084 and encodes 310 amino acids.
AUCUGUUUAUCAUUUCCAAUGCUUAUGACAGCAUGCUGUUGUGGUGAGUACAUCCAACUUGCAGUUGCAAGGUGUAAGGUGUGGUCCCUACUCUGUUGGUGUAUUCCAUAUGAUGUUCAAACAAGGUAUCAUACUCAUGACAGCAUGCUGUUGUGGUGAGUACAUGCAGCCUGCAGUUGCAAGCUGUAAGGUUUGGUCCCUACUCUGUUGGUGUAUUCCAAUAUAUCUAAUUUAGAAAUGAUGGUGGCCAGCUCUCUUUGAUCUAAGUUUUCUUGAACUAUGUUUAUCUGUUUUUGAAUAAUAAUUAUAUUUUAUGUCAAUGUACAGUUAAAAAAUGGGAUCAUUCUUUCUUUUUAUACUUUGAUAUUCUUAGUAUCAUAUAUUGUAAGUUUUAUAUAUUUGAGAACUCCCUUAAAGUUGUCACAUGCAAAAAAUCUCUUUGUUGAAUUUCUUGCCUAGUUUUGCCUGUGUCGUGGUUAUUGUUAGUUAAGGAUACUUGAAACACAUCAGCUAUGGCUAUAUAUACACUGCAAUAAUAAAAAAUUACAUAAAAGUUUAAAUUUUUUAAACGCCAGAUAAAUUUCAUCGAAUAGUGCUGUAAGGUCUAGUUCCAAAUUGAAAUGUUAUAAUUUUUUAUGAACAGAAGCAGUCCUGUUUGAUAAACGCUUGCACGUUUAGCCCUAAAGAUAGAGCAGCAAAAAUUGUUUUUUAGUUAUUUGUGAACAAAUUAAAUUUUAUUAGAACUUAGAAAAAGAUGUUGUUGUUUUAUAUUUUUCCGUUUUUAAUCUUUUUAAUAUUAAAAAAUUUUUUAUCUUAAAUUUAAAAUAAACAUAUAUAUGAUAAAUAAAAUGAAAAUCAAAAUGACGGAAAUAACUUUAUAUAUAACCAAUAAAUAAAUAAUAAAUAUUCUUUCAUCGUAUGAAAUGUGAUUCAGAUAAAUUCUGAUUAUGUAUAAGCUGUGACCUUGAAUAACGUUUUAAUGUUUUCAACUUGUUAGAAAUGGUUAUUAACAUUUAACAACGAGUUCCUAUUGUUUGAGUAUUUCAAGUACACUGUAGAGCAUUCUCAUGUAUUUUGUAUUCACACCAUCAGGAAGGGAGUUUGUUAUUAAACUACUUAAUGUUAAAACAAGCAAUUAAAACUUUUCCACAAUGUCCACAGAUUACAGGAAAACUCAUAAUCCACAUUGGAAUCUCCCUGUCCCAGGUAGAUACAAUCACAUACAUCGUAUAGGCAAUGCAGCAAGUGGAUAUGACGAUUUGGAGUAUGUAUGGCUGAUAAAUGAGUCUGAAUAUAAUCAGUUGAGAGGUAGAGAAGAUCGACCAUACGUGGGAAGAAAACAGCAUUUAAAACAUCCUAGCAGUUAUUUUCACUACAACGACUACACUGGUAAUGGAGAAAGAAAGGGAUUGGAUUUGCGCAGAAAAAAAGAAGAGCAGGUUAACUUUAAAACUUUUCAAGCAAGCAAAGUAGAGAAGCAGAAUGUGUCAAGUUCUGGUAAUUCUGUCAAGACAGGCACUGCAGGCGAUAUUCAUGAUAAUGUGAAUUUAAGCAGUAAAUAUAAACACACAGACGAACAGAAUAGUUUGACGGCUAGUGGUUUUAAAAAUGCAUCAAAAACUAAAAAGAAAGCUGCUGCAAAUGCGCAGCAAGAAGCAAGAGUAGAAAAAGAAGAAGAAGUAUUAGUUGGAAAGGAAAAAGAUAAAGCAGAUGGGAAUGCACAGGAUGCAGGCUAUAAGGUAGAAAAAGAAAAGACAACGAAAGAAGAAGGGAGCACUAGAAAUGAAGAAGAAGAUGAAGACGAUUUUUUAGAUGAUGCAUGCAAAAAGAUAACAGAAUGUGUCGCAGACGUGCAUGAGAAAUGCAGACAUUUAUUUGAUAGGAGAAUUUCAAUAUGUGCAGUGCCUAUGAAUAAUCUGUUCUCCAAGAAGAAAGUGAUCAAUCUAGGCGAGUUAUGUAAAGGGAAACCAUCAGAAACCUGGUUGGUUGUUCGCAACUUUGAGCAUGGAACCCGGUUUCUUGAUCAAAAAUCCACAAGUGGCGUGUACUGCGGAACUCUAGAUGGACAGAAGAUUGUUAUGUAAACGACCAACACAUAACCAAACAUCGUGUUGUAUAUGUCCAUGCACAUAAUGAGAAUGUUGUCCCGUUUUGUGACAUAGAUGCCACCUUUUGCACCAAUUCGCUGCAGUAGAAUCACGCAUUAACGAAUAAAAUGUUCAAUUAAUCUCAAUAUGGAUUAUAACACUGAAAACUACGAAGAUUUCAGCUGUAUGGAGUAAAUAACACAAAUAUAUGAUAUUGUGUCUUGUAUAACGUGGAAGUUUUCCACAAACUUUUUUGACCGUAAAACUAGUGGUUGCACAAAACAAAAAAAGAAGUGAUUAUUUGUAAAAACAACAUUUAAAUAAACACAGAGCCAAUGAA